Messenger RNA from Aspergillus niger, 627 nucleotides. RefSeq lists its product as hypothetical. Bases 1 to 627 code for a protein of 208 amino acids. Lineage: Eukaryota; Fungi; Ascomycota; Eurotiomycetes; Eurotiales; Aspergillaceae. The transcript is spliced from 3 exons. The record is from RefSeq and is a predicted model, not a curated record.
AUGACGACCAGACUGAAUGUGGCAACUUUCCUGUCUCUGGGGAAAUCCGCGAAGGGAAACCUCGGAUUGGUCUGGCCGGUCGUUUGGAUCUUCAUCCACUCCUGGACCAUUGGAAACAUGAAUACUUCUGAAACGGCGCGCGUUUAUUUCCUUUUCCCGAACCCGCCGGCUGCUAACCCACGUUCUGCAAACAUUCCUCACAAGGAUGGAAGUGACAUUGAUAACCACCCUGUCGAUAGUAUUAUAGGGGGUGGAUUUGGUUCUCCUCCACUCAACAUGAAGAAGCAGUUGAAUUUCCACGAAUCUCGCCAAGGGGAAACCCGAGGUGCUGGGCCAGUCACAAGCGAGCAGGAGGCGAGAGGGGAUUCAGGGAAUCAAUCAAUCGAUUCCAUUCAGGGAGGCCCAGCAGCGGCGCGGCGGGGCACCAGCAGAAGCAGAAGCAGAAGGGGAAGAAGAUGGAAACAUGCCAAGCCUGCCUGUCGCUGCAUCCCAGGGAUCGGCCGCGUAGGCCUGCGUUUCGCCGGUCGAUCGUUGAGCUUCUGGAUUCUCUGGAUUGGAUCUUGUCCUCAUAGGCUCAGCUGUCGAACCGUGCCCGGACUCUCACUCAUUGGUUGUAGCCACAGUUGA